Molecule: messenger RNA, 1175 nt
Organism: Cuscuta campestris
Lineage: Eukaryota; Viridiplantae; Streptophyta; Magnoliopsida; Solanales; Convolvulaceae
Source: the annotation of a GenBank genome assembly
UGAGCUGGUUGAACAAAAGAGGUGAAUGUGGAUACAACUUGAGUUUGAGUCUUACGAGUAAUUUAAGAAAAGAGGAAAAAAAAUAUCUGUUCAUAGAUACAAUAACAUGACAUUAUUGGAUAAAUAAAGCACAACAAUGAAUGAUCUCUUCUCGGGUUCUUCCCCUCGUCGUCAACGGGACAAUCAGUCGGUCGAGAUGACCGGCACCGGCGGCGGAGUGGAUCUCGACCAGUUCUUCGCCGACGUGGAGGUGAUCGAUAAUGAUCUCCGGGAUCUCGAUCAAACCCGCUCCCUUCUCUGCACCUCCCACGACCGCAGCAAGACUCUCCAUAACGCUCGGAAGUUGAAAGAUCUCGCCCCCCUUUACCUGCGGCUGCAAAGGUCCCGCAACUGGUUCCGGUUUGAGCAGUUCCAGGCCGACCUCCGCGACCUGGCCAGGUUGCGCCGGUUGGCCUGGCAGGGCCCGACGCCAGGCCCGUCAAGCCGGCUGGCCUGGUCCUGCAGCCACCACUUGCCCGACUCCUUUUUCGAGGCCCUGAGCUACCGGGUCAAGUGCGAGCUCCGGGAGAAGAUGGCGGCGGAGCACCGGGAGACGGUGGAGAGGAGGUAUUACACGGUGACGGGGGAGAGGGCGGAGGAGGCGGUGGUGGACGCGCUGAUCUCGACGGGGCAGAGCGAGACCUUCGUGCAGAAGGCGAUCGGGGAACAGGGGAGGGGAGAGGUGAUGGAGGCGGUGGCGGAGAUCCAGGAGCGGCACGCGGCGGUGAAGGAGGUGGAGAGGAGCUUGAAUGAGCUGAAUCAGGUGUUCGUGGACAUGGCGGUGCUGGUGGAGAGGCAAGGGGCAGAUCUGGAGGGCAUAGAGAGUCACGUGAACAGGGCGAGCAGCUUCGUUCGGGGUGGAACUCAGAAUCUGCAGGUCGCCCGGAAGCGGCAGAGGAACACGAGAAAGUGGGCUUGCGUCGGGAUCGCAAUCCUGCUCCUCAUCAUCUUCAUCCUUGUUCUCUCCCUUCAGCCAUGGAAGAAGAAGAAGAAGAAAAACUGAUCGCAUUCCCCCCACCGGUUGAGAUCGAACCCCGCAAGUCAACAACGACUCAAAGCACUGUUUAAUUACUUGCAUAUUUAGAACUAGGUACAUUCGAUAAAUAUUUAUUAUGAAUUAAAGGAAAUUUAUAUUU